Molecule: messenger RNA, 830 nt
Organism: Malaya genurostris
Lineage: Eukaryota; Metazoa; Arthropoda; Insecta; Diptera; Culicidae
Product: pheromone-binding protein-related protein 6-like
Exons: 4
Coding region: 337-759 (140 amino acids)
Biological process (GO): sensory perception of smell
Molecular function (GO): odorant binding
Source: RefSeq, a predicted model, not a curated record
AGCAGUUGCAGCUGCACCGUUGCACACGUUUUGUCGCUGUCAAAACUCGAGUUGAUUCUCAUCUUCUUUUCUGUAUUGCAAAGAGUGCUCUCGUUGCAGUUGCCAUUUGAAGCAGCAGAUUUUUCCUGUUCACUAUUAUUGUGUCCCAGGGCUUGAGAGAUUUUUUUUUAAUUAUUCUAACGCUACAACUCACCUGACAACAAAUUGGUUGUUCUCGGGUUCACACUCCUGCAAACGGACUAACCGAACGUGGUGGGAGAACGGAGGAGAUAACAAAGAUUGUUUUGUGGAAAGUACCUAAUACAAAUAGUCACGGUGUUGUCCAAGCAUUGGAACAUGUUUACGACCAUACUUUUCAUGCUACUGGUUGGGAUGAUCAGUUGUGACGUACCUAGACGAGAUGCUGAAUAUCCACCCCCGGAGUUUUUAGAGAAAAUGAAACCCAUGCACGAUGAAUGUGUUGCCGAAACAGGUGCUUCCGAAGAGGCCAUCAAGCGGUUCAGUGAUCAGGAAGUGCACGAAGAUGACAAUCUGAAAUGCUACAUGAACUGCCUAUUCCAUAAAGCCGGGGUAGUUGAUGACAAAGGCGAAUUUCACUAUGUGAAAAUUCAGGACUUUUUGCCCGAGUCGAUGCACCUGAUCACGCUCAAUUGGUUCAAACGAUGUCUCUAUCCGCAGGGGGAGAAUUUAUGUCAGAAGGCUUUCUGGCUCAACAAGUGCUGGAAGGAACGCGAUCCAGUUCAUUACUUUUUGCCUUAGAUCGUUCGAACCAGGUGAAAAAUUUACAUUCGUUUUGAUUGUGAAUAAACUUUUUUGUUUUAACUACUGUU